Molecule: messenger RNA, 1885 nt
Organism: Dermatophagoides pteronyssinus (European house dust mite)
Lineage: Eukaryota; Metazoa; Arthropoda; Arachnida; Sarcoptiformes; Pyroglyphidae
Biological process (GO): SCF-dependent proteasomal ubiquitin-dependent protein catabolic process
Cellular component (GO): cytoplasm; SCF ubiquitin ligase complex
Molecular function (GO): protein binding
Source: RefSeq, a predicted model, not a curated record
UUUUAGGGUUUUGGAACUUUUUGGUUUUUGCGUUAUUGGUUACUAUUUCAAUCCCCCCUCUUUUUUCAAAGGCAUUUCCAUAAUAAAAGAUUUAAAUUGUCAUUGAUUUUUUUUUCUCCAAAAUUUUAAAUACAAACACGCACACACCACAAGUGACAAGCAAAGAAAGAAUUGUCCGCACUUUAAAAUAAACCAUCAUUCAUUCGAAAUUCUUUACGACCAUCUUUAAUAGCCACAAAAAUAAAACAAAACAGAAUAAAUAAACAAUUUUCCUUUGGAUCUCAUUUCUCUUCUCUCUUUCGUUCCAUUAUACUCUCUUCUCAUAAUCAAAUUCAUUCUCUGUUCAUUUUAAUUGAUUAUUUUAAUCUAUAGCCAAAAUGUCUCAACAUUUAUUAGCCAAUCCAUCACAGAUAUUCAGAUCGGCUACAAAUGGUGGCCAAACUACUAAUGGUGACAUGACCACGUCUGUCAAUGGUAAUCAUUCGGCAAAGAAUGGUGCCUACAACAAAGAUCAUGACUAUGAUCAAUCGUUGAUUAAUCGUAAGCUACCCAAAGAACUAUUGCUACGCAUCUUCUCUUAUUUGGAUGUCAUAACAUUGUGUCGUUGUGCUCAGGUAUCUAAGAGUUGGAAUGUACUUGCUUUGGAUGGCAGCAAUUGGCAAAGUGUUGAUCUAUUUGAUUUUCAAACCGAGAUCGAAGGCCGUGUCGUAGAGAAUCUAUCCAAACGAUGUGGUGGUUUUUUACGGCGAUUAAGUCUUCGCGGCUGCAAAUGCAUAACGGAUGCUGCGUUGAAAACAUUUGCUCAAAAUUGUAACAAUAUUGAAGCGUUAAAUUUAUUUGAUUGCAAACAAAUAACUGAUGCUACAUGUGUACAGCUUAGUCAUUAUUGUCAUGAGUUACUUCGUCUUAAUUUAGGAUCUUGUAUAGAGAUAACUGACCUGUCACUAAUAGCAUUAAGUGUCGGAUGUGUUAAUCUGGAACAUUUGAAUAUAUCGUAUUGUGACAAGAUCACCAAAAAUGGUAUUGAAAAAUUGGCCAUGGGAUGCCAUAAUCUCAGUGCCUUCAUUAGUAAAAUGUGUACCAAUGUCAAUGAUGAAGCGAUCGGCUAUUUAUCACAGAAUUGUAAAUUACUUCGUACAGUCAAUCUACAUGGCUGUCAUCAGAUUACUGAUGAGGCAAUACAAAAUUUAGCUUCAAAUUGUCUGAAUCUACGUUACUUAUGCGUUUCCAAUUGUACGAAUUUGACCGAUCAAUCAUUAAUAUCAUUGGGUCAACAAUGUCAUCAAUUGGUUACAUUAGAAGUGUCUGGUUGUAAUCAGCUAACUGAUAAUGGAUUUCAACGUUUGGCAAGAAAUUGUCAUUCUUUGGAAAAAUUAGACCUUGAGGAAUGUAUCCUCAUUACCGAUAACACACUCUCGCAUUUGGCUAAUGGAUGCCCUUUACUGCAAAAUUUGAGUCUUUCACAUUGUGAAUUAAUCACUGAUGAAGGAAUCCGUCACAUUGGAACUAGUUCGGGUUCAUCCGAACAUUUGCAGGUACUCGAAUUGGACAAUUGUCCAUUGAUAACCGAUAGUUCAUUGGACCAUUUAAUAUCUUGCUAUAAUUUAAGACGUAUUGAGCUUUAUGAUUGUCAAUUGAUAACCAAAUCAGGAAUCCGUCGACUGCGAUAUCACUUACCUAACUUGAAAGUACAUGCUUAUUUUGCACCGGCCACGCCACCACCAUCGAUCACGCCACGAACAAGAUAUUGUCGUUGUUGUAUAAUCUUAUGAUUCGUAAUGAUCAUUGCGAUGGAAACUGUGACGGAUAUGUUGGCCUUUCCCCAUAUUUAUUUUUUGUUUAUUUUUUUUCUUGAUCUUGUUUUAAAGAACUUAUUUUUCUUUCA